Electrophorus electricus (electric eel) is the source of this 2202-nucleotide messenger RNA. RefSeq names its product cellular tumor antigen p53-like. The record is from RefSeq and is a predicted model, not a curated record. Gene Ontology annotation, cellular component: nucleus. Gene Ontology annotation, biological process: apoptotic process; regulation of transcription by RNA polymerase II; protein tetramerization. NCBI's taxonomy places the organism in Eukaryota, Metazoa, Chordata, Actinopteri, Gymnotiformes, Gymnotidae. Gene Ontology annotation, molecular function: RNA polymerase II cis-regulatory region sequence-specific DNA binding; DNA-binding transcription factor activity, RNA polymerase II-specific.
UUCCGUCCUCUUUGCACUCAUAUUUAUCGAGUUGUUCUUGUUAGCCAGCUACCUCUAACUAUAACUGAGAUUUCGGUUAGAUUUAGGCUCGUUUUUUUUUGUAUUGUGUUUCUAGUGUUUAUAUUAUAGUUGGGGAUCUAGCUAGCGGGUAGAACAAAGGAGAAGCCUCCAAGCUAACGGCUGUCAUGGCCUGAGCUGAGCUAAAGAAACUAGCUCUGCUACAAAACUAUUUUCUGGUAAUGUGUGUGUACGUGCAAAAGCAAGUUUAACUUUGAAUACCACGAAAGCUCCUGCUUGCGGGCUUCUCGAACUGCUCCUUUGCCUGACUCUCCUCUAAGUAAUCACUGCUUCCAUUGCUUUCUCUGCACAAGUGGCUGCACUCAACAGUCUGCAGCGGCGGAGCAGCUAUGAGUGACCUGGAGACGAUGGCCCUGCCCAUGAGCCAGGGCAGUUUUGAGCAGAUGUGGGGGGACAUUGGCGCUGACAUGGCAUUUGGUCACCUUAUUGCAGAGCUGCCAAGAGCAGACAGUGACGCAUGGCUCAGCGCUGCUUUGCCCAAUGGCACGUUCAAUGAGAACUUUGAUUUGGACCUCACAGAGGUCACUGAGAACGCUGGUUUACCAGCCGAGACAUCUUUGCUGCUGGACAGUCUACCCCCUCCAGCUGCAGUUGUACCUUCCACCAGCGACUACCCUGGAGAAUAUGGCUUCCAGCUUCGCUUCAACCAGUCUAGCACAACCAAGUCUGCUGUGUCCACGUACUCUGUGAGCUUGAACAAACUCUACUGCCAGGUGGCCAAGACCUGCCCGGUGGACGUGCAGGUCGAGAGGGAGCCUCCCCAGGGAGCUAUCCUCAGGGCCACGCCCAUCUACAAGAAGGCAGAGCAUGUCUCUGAGGUGGUGCUGCGCUGCCCACACCACCAGAACGUCGCAGAGAAUAAUGAAGGUGUCACCCAUCGCAGUCACCUAAUCCGUGUGGAGGGCAGUCAGAGGGCUCAGUACUUGGAGGACCCUGACACAAAGAGACAGAGUGUUACUUUACCUUAUGAACAUCCUCAGCUGGGUUCUGAAAGCACCACUGUACUGCUCAACUACAUGUGCAACAGCAGCUGCAUGGGGGGGAUGAACCGCAGACCCAUUCUCACAAUCAUGACCCUGGAGACGCAUGACGAGCAGGUUUUGGGCCGGUGCUGCUUCGAGGUGCGUGUGUGUGCCUGCCCAGGCCGUGACCGCAAGACUGAAGAGGAGAAUCGCAACAAGGCAACGGCGCGAACCACCACAGCUGCCAAGAGAAUUAAGAGAGAAGCUCCAUUGCCAGAUGUGCAGGCCUCACCUGGUGCUGAAGCCUGUAAGAAAAUGCGGGCAGACUCCAGUGUUGAGGAGGAGAUCUACUUCCUGCAAGUUCGUGGGAAAGAGAGGUUUAACAUGUUGAAAACCAUUAAUGACAGUUUGGAGCUGAUGGACACAAUGUCUGCAUCAGAUAAGGACAAGUACAGACAGAAGCGUGCUUCCAAGAGCUCAAGCAGACGUGAGCUGCACGACAUCGAGCCGAGCCCUGGGAAAAGGCUGCUUCUAAAGGAUGAUAAAACCGACACUGAAUGAAAAUGAGCCUUCAGUCCUGUUGCUCUGGGUCACUGUUGACAGAUGCGCAUUUAGUAUUACGUGUUCUUGCAUUUUACGGUUCUGCAUGCACACUGCCUUGUUAAAAAAACAAAACAAAAAACAAACAAAAAAAAAACCAUUGCAUGGAGCAUUUCUGUUUUUCACCUGGAAGUGUUCCACUCUGCCUGAUUCUAAUACAAGUCCUCUGAAAUUCCUUUGGGAUGGGGGGGGGGGGGGAUUGUUAUAGUGGAAAUCAGACACUGGCAGUGAUCAUGAUUUAAACUUAAAUGUUGUCAGCUAGAUCUCAGGUUAAACUGAUUAUUGAGCAGAACUUUACAGUAUUUUUUUCCAUGUCUUUAUACUUUUUGUUAAUUUUGUAUUUUUUUUCUUCUUUUUUAAAAAUAUAUACUUUUGUAUCCUUAAUGAAUUAUUAUUUUUUUGGUUAAUCAAUCUUGGGUUUUAGAAUGUCAGAAACCAUUAUAUGUUCAUGCACAUAUAUGUAUGCUUCCACAUAAACUACUGUUCUGCUGGCUUUGCUUCUAUGUGAGAGCAUAAAAUGUGAAAAACUGUUUAAAAAGCAAAUAAACAUUCUUAAAAACAG